AUGAAACUCCUAGGAAUCUCACACGACAUGAAAAACAAUUUUAAAGAAUUAAAUUCCGCGAAUGCCGAUACGGAUCGUCUACUAGCCUCCGUUCCCACUGUCGUGCGCGCGACUGAGUGGAUUGUCCGCCGCCUUCCCCCUGAGUUGUUUUCCACAUCGCUUAUCCAAGACUACCCUGGUCAUAACAGCACCGUACAACAAGCACUAGAGGGCGUGGUGGUGUGGGAUUCGGUGUUCUUCCACCGCAUUGCACUCUGUGGCUACGAGUUUGAGCAGGCCUAUGCCUUCUUCCCCCUCCUGCCCUUGCUCAUGCGCCUCCUCGCCACUGCCACUCCCUGUGAGUGCUUCUUACUUUCUUCUCUCGCCCUUGUGAAUGUAACCACUCGCUCGCCAAUAAGCCCUUCCCGCCCCCCUCAAUUCAUUCAUUACUCAGAGAGCCUAUUCGCCCUGCUCUCCUUUGCUGCCAUGUCGUGCGUUGUGAGUGGCCGAUGGGUCUCGGCAUCCCUCCUCAUCGCCCUCUCAGCAGCAGCUCGAUCCAACGGCGUCCUACAUGCAGGCUUCUUCCUCUUCUCACUGCUGCAGGCAGCAGGCCCCCUCAUCCUGCUUCUCCUGCCACGCCGGCUGCUGCAGCGGCUGUUCAGUGCUGUCAGGCCACAAGGGGAUGAUGACCGGCACACCUCUCACAGGUCAACAGGGAGAGAGACAGACAGAAGAGUGUCAGCAGCAGGAGUGGCAGGCCGAAUUGCGCUGCUACGGGAAAGAAAGUGGCUGCUGUGCCUCACAAGACACUUCCCAAUCCUCCUCUCCACUGCCCUCUGCUGCCUCCUCGCCUUCUCCCUCCUCCUCUCCUUCCAAUUCUUCGCCUUCACUCAGUUCUGCCGCCCUGCUAGCACUGCAACGCCUCAUGACGUCCCCCCUUGGUGCUUCGACUCUGUUCCCUAUAUCUACGGCUAUGUUCAGCGCAAGUACUGGGAUGUGGGAUUCCUUCGCUACUUCCAGUUGAAGCAGCUCCCCAACUUCCUCCUAGCAGCACCCACCCUCCUCCUCUCCCUCUCAGCCAUCCUCUCUUUCGCACUCGCCCGCCCCCUCCUCUUCCUCUCUCUUGGCCUCCUCUCCUCUCCCGCUGACCAACCCCACCUCCUCUUCCUUCCACCUCCCAACCACCCGCAAGCCCGGGAAAGGGAGGAGGGAGUGGAGGAGGAAAAGGGGGAGGAAGGGGAGGUGGAGUGGAGAAGAUACGACCGUUUCAGUGGAUGCAAAGGGUUCUAUUCUGCUGCUGCUCUGCCGUUCCUGCUGCAGCUGCUGUUUAUGACAGCAGUGGCAACGCUGGUGAUGCAUGUACAGGUGGCCACUCGCUUUCUCUCCUCCUCACCUCCUCUCUAUUGGUUCCUGGCACAUCUCCUGACGUCAUCAAUUCCCAAUCAGUCUCCUCCCAAAGAAAAAAGCUGGAGAUUGUUUAUAAUAAGGGCAUGGAUUGGUGCGUCGUUAGGAUAUGCAGUGAUUGGCUCAUUGCUCUUCAUUAACUUCUAUCCCUUCACGUAG
This is a messenger RNA of Closterium sp. Yama58-4, 1542 nucleotides long. NCBI's taxonomy places the organism in Eukaryota, Viridiplantae, Streptophyta, Zygnematophyceae, Desmidiales, Closteriaceae. The record is from the annotation of a GenBank genome assembly.